AUGUUAAAUUCUGACGAAGAAAUUUUUUUCGAUGAAAAUAAUUUUUCAUCAUUAGUUGCAUCAAGUCUUCGAAAUGUUAUUGAGAAUAGCAUAGUGAAUCCUGUAUUUCCUUAUCGAAUAUUAUCUCUUUCACAUUUAUCAUCGUGGAAUACAUUUCAGAAUGAUUUAAUUCAAAUUUUGAAACGUAAUUCGAAUAUUAAUCAACAGAUUAAUCAGGAUCUUCUUCUUUUACACUAUUUUCAUUAUUAUACAACUCAUCAUAAUGAAAAGCAACAUGAAAAUUCUUGCUUUGAAACGUUGUUGAAUUCUCACAUUGAUGUAAUUCGAACUAGUCAAUCAGAUUUUGAUCGUUUACGUCAAAUUAUGUAA
Molecule: messenger RNA, 369 nt
Organism: Rotaria socialis
Lineage: Eukaryota; Metazoa; Rotifera; Eurotatoria; Philodinida; Philodinidae
Source: the annotation of a GenBank genome assembly